Kluyveromyces lactis is the source of this 2190-nucleotide messenger RNA. RefSeq names its product putative AAA family ATPase SAP1 (gene SAP1). The transcript has a single exon. The record is from RefSeq and is a predicted model, not a curated record. Gene Ontology annotation, molecular function: ATP binding; ATP hydrolysis activity. Lineage: Eukaryota; Fungi; Ascomycota; Saccharomycetes; Saccharomycetales; Saccharomycetaceae. Bases 1 to 2190 code for a protein of 729 amino acids.
AUGGAUAAUCAUGGGCUACUAAUGAAGUUUUCUAGGAUUCGAAAGAAGCCUCAGCAGCCCCUAAAUUCGUUGGCAGAACUAUACUCACGCAUAGCGAAUGAAACAAUACAUUAUUUAGGUUUAGAACAAAGACAUGAGUACAAGGCAGCAAUUCAAGGAUGGAAACUAAUGGCUACUGAUGCAAUGUAUAAGCUGAAUAAUAUUGACCGUCAAUAUCCUAACUUCGCUUCAUAUACCGAGGAGGAAUUGAAUCUUCAGACAGGAAUACGUGAGUUGUGCGAUAAAGCAAUGAAAAAUGUGGAAAGAGUGCAGUUGUUAUGUGAAGAUGUACCGAAACCUGAUAAUAACAGCGGAAAAACAUUUUCUAUUGGAAAUGGUGGUAAAUUUAAGGUCCAUACGUUAAGAGAUGGGAUGUACAAGAUGCGAUAUAACAAGAGUGGCAGUGGUUUGGGAUUAAAAAACGACAAGAAUGUACAAACGGCGAACCCUGUAAAUUUUUCUGCAUCCAAAUCUCUACCAGCAGUAAUUCCUCAGGAUCCCUUUGAAGACUUUGAUAAUGAGGUAAAUUUAAUUGAUUUAACGGAUGCCGAAACUGUCCCCUAUGAUCCUUCUCCUCUUCCGACGUUCAGUAUAUCUUCUGAUCCAAAACAGGAACCAUACACGGAUUAUUUGAACAUCAGUGAAGAAGACAUGACCAGACUGAAAACAUUGGAUAAAUUGAAUGGUACAGCAGAUGCAUUUUCAUUACUAAGCGUGGAUACUGCUGAGGCACAGCGUCCUUCUCCCAGAAGACCUUCUCCUCCUCCAGUACCGCCUCAGAGGAAACCCAGUGCGAAACAGAAAACUACAACUUCAGACACUAACGUUGACGCAGCAUUAAAAUCCUCUCCACCUACACAACCCAAGCAGCAAAGGCCUGUUCAAAGGCGAAAUACGUCUAUCAGCGCAGCUGUCGCUGCAUCGCAACCACAGCUUAAAGCAAAAGCUGUCAAGCGACCUGUCGUCACUGCCAAAAAAUCAAUUCAGAACGGCAAUUCAACAAGUAAACUCAAGAAACCAAUUUCAAAAUCUAGUCCCUCAUUAAUAAAUACUGUGGUUAGAACAACUUCUCAAACCAAAACUAGGGUAAAUCCAACAUCUGUUGCAGCUACUACAAAAACAUCUGCUAUAUCAACUAAUCCUACAAUAACGAAACCAGCCCCACAAAGUUUGGAUGAAGUUACACAGACGAAGGAACAACUAGAGGACGAGCUUAUUGAAUCAUUGCCUGGUGUUGAUAAGACUGCUGCUAAACAAAUUUUUAGUGAAAUUGUCGUCCACGGAGACGAAGUGUACUGGGACGACAUUGCCGGUUUGGAAACCGCAAAGAACUCUUUGAAAGAGGCAGUUGUAUAUCCGUUCCUAAGACCUGACCUAUUUCGUGGGUUAAGAGAACCUGUAAGAGGAAUGCUGCUAUUCGGCCCUCCUGGUACUGGUAAGACCAUGUUAGCUCGAGCCGUUGCGACAGAAUCCAAAUCUACAUUUUUCAGUAUCAGUGCAUCAAGUUUAACAUCCAAAUAUCUUGGUGAAUCAGAAAAAUUGGUAAGAGCCUUGUUUGCAGUAGCCAAGAAGCUAUCACCGUCCAUCAUAUUCGUGGACGAGAUAGAUUCCAUUAUGGGGUCAAGAAAUAACGAAAGUGAAAACGAAUCAAGUAGAAGAAUCAAGAAUGAGUUCCUAGUACAAUGGUCAUCGCUAUCAAGCGCAGCAGCUGGUAAAGAUUCCAAAGAUACCGACGACCGUGUCCUAGUUCUUGCUGCUACAAAUCUCCCGUGGUCUAUUGACGAAGCUGCCAGAAGAAGAUUCGUCAGAAGACAAUACAUUCCUCUUCCUGAGGCGACCACAAGAAAGGUUCAGCUCAAAAGGCUUUUACUAAACCAAAGGCACACCCUGACAGACGAAGAAUUUGAAGAAUUGGUUCUGCUAACAGACGGGUACAGUGGCAGUGAUAUCACAUCUCUUGCCAAAGAUGCGGCUAUGGGACCCUUACGUGAACUAGGAGAUGAACUACUAUUUACGGAAACAGAUAGUAUUAGAUCCGUUAAUUUGGAGGAUUUCCGUAACAGCUUGAAGUAUAUCAAACCAUCCGUCUCAAAGGACGGUUUGAACCGUUACGAAGAAUGGGCAGCCAGUUUCGGAUCAUCCGGAGUAUGA